Juglans regia (Persian walnut) is the source of this 2036-nucleotide messenger RNA. Its product is annotated as protein IQ-DOMAIN 14-like. Gene Ontology annotation, molecular function: protein binding. The record is from RefSeq and is a predicted model, not a curated record. The transcript has 3 exons. Lineage: Eukaryota; Viridiplantae; Streptophyta; Magnoliopsida; Fagales; Juglandaceae. The coding region runs from base 720 to 1904 and encodes 394 amino acids.
AUCACUCUCUUCCAAUUAUUACUUUCUUUCCAAAAAGGUUUCAAUGCCUUCUGUCUGUAAUUCUUAUUUGUUUACGUGGGUAAGAUUCCGAAGCUCUAAAUUUUAACGGGUUUCAGCCCUUAUAUCUUUCUGUGAUAUCUUCUUUGUCUUGUACUGCAGUUCUUCACGAGGUGCUGUCAGAAUUUCUUUUCUAAAUAUAUAUAUAAAAAAAACCAAUCUUUAUCCAAGUUAUAUAGGUUUGGAUUCUCUUUGUUUUGUUGUAAUCUUAUUCUCCACACCCUGCCACAUCACUUCUCUGCUUCGAACCUUAAGGUUCCAAAGCACUUACGGAUGGUUUCUUCUCUGUUUCUCUUGUUUGAGUAGAGAUUGUUUCUUCCCAGCAGACGGCACUUGAAUUUUGGUCAUUGUUUUCAAAACAUUUUUAUUCCUUCCCACUCUCGCAUUUUUGUUCCUCGGACACUGUUUCUUCUGUUUGUUGUUGUAGUGCUUCUUUGUUUCUCUGGAAUUUGCUUGGUCUUUGUUCUUCUCUCUGAUUUCAGUUCAAGUUUUUGAGAGGGAAAGAUGAGAAGGCCUGAGGGUUUGUUUCGUUGUUAGUGUGUAUUUGCCUUGAUAAAGCCCACCCGGGUUUUGACUUCGUACCUAACAUUUUAUUUCUCCAAGACUUUUUGGCUGUUUAUUUUUCUUUAUCUAGUUUGUGACUUGCUAGAGAAAGAAACAGUAUGGGGAAGGUUACAAGAUGGUUGAAGGGUUUGUUGGGGAUGAAGGAGAAUAAUGUGGAGAAUUCAGGUCCACUGGCCGGAGACAUCAGAGAGAAGAAAAAGUGGAGCUUUGGCAAGUCUCGAGAUUCUAGCGCAGUUGCUCAGUCUCCAUCGAGCACUUCGAGUAAAAUGCCAGUCACCAAUGCUGCUUGUUUCAGAUACUACAUCACUGAGUCAGAGAAGGAGCAGAACAAGCAAGCAAUAGCGCUGGCUGCCGCUACAGCAUUCGCGGCUGAUGCUGCUGUGGCUGCUGCCCAGGCGGCUGCGGCAGUUGUCAGGCUGACAAGCCAGGGCAGGGGAACUUUGUUUGCAGGAGGGAGGGAGAGGUGGGCUGCUGUGAAGAUUCAAACUGUUUUUAGGGGUUGUUUGGCCCGAAAAGCACUUCGAGCUCUAAAGGGACUGGUUAAGUUACAGGCUGUUGUUAGAGGCUAUAUUGUUCGAAAACGGGCUACUGCAACCCUGCAUAGCAUGCAAGCGCUCAUAAGAGCUCAAGCAGUAGUUCGAUCUCAGCGUGCCCGUCGUUUUCUCAAUAAAGAUAACAGAUUUCAUCCUGAAAUUCGACACCGAAAAUCUAUUGAAAGGUUUGAUGAAGCAAGAAGUGAAUGUCGCAGCAAAAUGUUAUCAGCAUCUUAUGAAGCUUCAGUGCUAAAUGCAUUCGAUGAAACCCCAAAAAUUGUGGAAAUUGACACAUACAAACCUAGAUCAAGAUCUCGAAGAGUCCACACGGUGUUGUCCGAGUGUGGCGAAGAUCUGCCUUAUCAGACAAUCUCAUCACCUCUUCCAUGUCCAAUUCCUGCUCGUAACUUUCAAGAUUUUGAAUGGCACUUCAGUGGGGAAGAAUGCAGGUGCUCUACUGCCCAGAGCACUCCUCGGUGUGGUAAUUCCAUCCGGUCUAAUGCCCCAGAAACACCGGCCAAGAGCGUCUGUGGAGACAGCUUCUUCAGACCUUACGCAAACUUCCCUAACUACAUGUGCAGUACGCAGUCAUUCAAGGCCAAAUUGAGGUCUCAAAGUGCACCAAAGCAAAGACCUGAGCCCCCGCCAAAGAAGAGGUUUUCACUGACUGAAAUUAUGGCAGCAAGACAUAGCACUAGCAGUGUUAGAAUGAAGUUGUCUCCUUCCCAGGUUGACGAGGAAGAUUUAUGAUGAAUUGGGUAGAGCGAAAAAAGUCCUGUAAAUUUCUCCUAUAACAUGUUCUUACUGAAUUAUGCCUUGUGGAAAUGAAAAAGCGCUUUCUGUUUCUCUUUUUGCCGGCACAACUCCGGUAGAUGUUUGUCU